CGGGACGGGACGGGCGGCCCCGCCAACUGCCGUGGCCCGCGGUACCGGCCGCCUCCUGCCUUCCAGCGUUGCGGCACGGCGGUGCGAGCGGGCGGGCGCCGCUGACGGGACCGUUCUUUAUCUGUGGAUGUGAUAUCUGUUCGUAAGUUUUGUAGAAAUGAAAAUUUAGAAAGGGAUUUGCCAAAUAAAGAAGAUGGGAGCAAAUAGCAGCAGCAUCAGUGAGCUUCCAGAAAAUGAGUACUUAAAAAAAUUAUCAGGAGCAGAGCCCAUCUCCGAGAAUGAUCCGUUCUGGAAUCAGCUGCUGUCUUUUAGCUUUACCACUCCAACAAACAGUGCUGACUUAAAGCUCUUGGAAGAAGCCACAAUCUCAGUCUGCAAGUCUUUAGUUGAGAAGAAUCCUCAAACAGGAAACCUUGGGUCAUUGAUUAAAGUCUUUCUUUCUAGAACCAAAGAGUUAAAAAUUUCAGCAGAAUGUCAGAAUCACCUCUUUAUUUGGCAGGCUCACAAUGCACUGUUUAUUAUUUGCUGUUUGCUGAAAGUAUUCAUCAGUCGAAUGUCAGAAGAGGAGCUGCAACUUCAUUUUACUUAUGAAGACAAAGCACCGGGCUCAUAUGGAACAGACUGUGAAGACCUCAUAGAAGAGUUGCUGUGUUGCCUCAUCCAGCUCAUUGUUGAAAUUCCCCUCUUAGAUAUUACAUACAGCAUUUCCUUGGAAGCUGUGACAACUCUCAUCGUCUUCCUCUCCUGCCAAUUAUUCCACAAAGAAAUUCUACGAGAGAGCAUCAUUCACAAAUACCUGAUGCAUGGUCGAUGUCUCCCAUAUACCAGCAGACUUGUGAAAACUUUACUAUAUAAUUUCAUUAGACAAGAAAGAAGCCCUCCUCCAGGGACCCAUGUCUUUCAGCAGCAAACAGAUGGAGGAGGACUGCUUUACGGAAUUGCAUCUGGGGUGGCAACUGGCCUGUGGACAGUCUUCACGCUAGGUGGGGUGGGGAGUAAAGCAACGCCACAGCUGGAGCAGUGCUCCCCUCUCGCUAACCAGAGUCUGCUGCUUCUGCUGGUCUUGGCUAAUCUGACCGAUGCUCCAGAUACGCCGAAUCCCUACAGGCAGGCUAUUAUGUCCUUCAAGAACACACAAGAUAGCACUGCCUUUUCAUCGUCAAAUCCACACGCUUUCCAGAUUAAUUUUAACAGUUUAUACACAGCUUUGUGUGAGCAGCAGAAAUCAGAUCAAGCGACUCUUCUUUUAUACAUGCUUCUGCAUCAAAACGGCAAUGUACGGACGUAUGUGUUGGCACGAACGGACAUAGAAAAUCUUGUUCUGCCAAUUCUUGAAAUUCUCUAUCACGUUGAAGAAAGGAAUUCACACCAUGUUUAUAUGGCUCUUAUCAUUUUGCUGAUCCUUACAGAGGAUGAUGGCUUCAACCGAUCCAUUCAUGAAGUGAUAUUGAAAAAUAUCACUUGGUAUGCUGAGCGUGUCUUAACAGAGAUCUCACUUGGGAGUCUCCUGAUACUAGUUGUGAUAAGAACCAUCCAGUACAACAUGACACGGACAAGGGACAAAUACCUUCAUACAAAUUGUCUGGCAGCCUUAGCAAAUAUGUCAGCACAGUUCCGCUCACUUCAUCAGUAUGCUGCUCAGAGGAUCAUCAGUUAUACCUGCCGCCACUUGCGGAGAUAUGUAUAUGUCUUGGACAAACUGUAUUUCCCCCACUCUCACUGCUCUACGCUGCAGCAUUGCUUCUCGACCCUCAGUGACAAUGGAGAGGAACUCUUGUCUUUAACUUGUUCUCACAUUCUCAGAUCCUAUGCUUCCAGUUUGUUUUCUUUGUUGUCUAAAAAACACAACAAAGUGCUGGAGCAAGCCACGCAGUCCUUAAGAGGUUCCCUCGGUUCAAAUGACUCUCCGCUUCCUGAUUAUGCACAAGACCUGAAUGUGAUCGAGGAGGUAAUCCGAAUGAUGUUGGAGAUCAUCAACUCCUGCCUGACAAAUUCUCUUCAUCACAACCCAAACUUGGUGUAUGCGCUGCUUUACAAGCGGGAUCUGUUUGAGCAGUUUCGAACUCACCCUUCCUUCCAGGACAUAAUGCAAAAUAUAGAUCUGGUGAUCAGCUUUUUCAGCUCCCGAUUAGAGCAAGCUGGAGCUGAGCUGUCAGUGGAGCGAGUUCUGGAAAUCAUCAAGCAAGGAGCUGUUGCGUUGCCCAAAGACAGGCUAAGAAAGUUCCCUGAGCUGAAGUUCAAGUACGUGGAGGAGGAGCAACCUGAGGAGUUCUUCAUCCCCUACGUUUGGUCCUUGGUCUACAACUCCGCCGUGGCCCUGUACUGGAACCCGCAUGACAUCCAGCUCUUCACUAUGGACUCUGGCUGAAGGAGAUGCCCCAGUCAAGCCAACUCAACGCUGUCUUACAGAAAACGAAACUCUGCACCGCGUGUUAAUACGUGACCCCUUCCAGCGUGCACCCUCUGACCCCAAAGCUUACGGAGAAUGAAGCUUGCCGCUAGUGUACAGUCCAACAUCGAUGUUUUGGAAGCAGAUUGCCACCGACACGCUGGCAACAGACUGUGGUGUGAGGAACUGAUGGCUUGUAGGCAACCUUGUAUUCAUAGUCCUAUAACCUAGAGCUUGUUUGAUGAAAAUGAGGCCUUACACAUGGGGUGUGAUGUUACUACCAACCACAAACCUGAUUGUUCUUUUAACUUAACGGGGUAAAUAAGGAAAGAGUUUGUGAACUUUGAUUUGGAAGCAGCAUUUGUAUUUUCAUUUCUUUAAAGCGAGGCAGCUUCGUUGGGACAAGCUUUCUAUGGUCUGUUGGAUUCUGCCAUGGGUUGCUCGUUACCUAAUCCCGUGCUUUCACUCAAGAGCCCUUCAUUUUGGUGGCACUGUCAAGGCUGCAGUUGUUAAAUUGGUGUCUACACUGUCAUCCGAGUGAACUAAGCAAGCAGCAUACUAAUCAGAUUAGCUCCCAGGCAGAUUCAAAACACUUGAUUUAGAUGUCAAAAUGUUUGUGGGAGGAUUUUCAAUAGCAAGUCUUUUUUUGUUGUUGUUUGACUGGCAAAUACUCUAUAGAGGGCUAGAAACACCAGCUUUCAGAGUCAGGUCCCUUACAGACUUGUUUUACUGUGCUUCUGUGCAAAAGUUGUUCCUGGAAAUUGAACGUGUGGGGAAAAAAAAAAUCUCCAAAGAAAAUAGUUAUAAGAUUGUAAAAUAGACCAAUGUCCUGUAAAACUGUGUGUAAUGGUGACAGUGUGUCCUGGGGAUCCUUGGCAAAGUUCUGUGUUGAAAAUCCCCUGUUUGCUAUUAAAGGUUUUAUGGCAGAAGUAUAAAUUUAUCUGAAUGUAGAAUACUUCUCUUUUAUGUUGUUUUAAAGUGUCCUUUCCUGAUAUACCUGUUUCUGCAGUUGGAAGAACAAAAGAAGUGGCUUGACCUGAUUUUGAAAGAACAUCUCAUUUUUCAAAAUGAGGAUCAUUUCUUCUCUGGGGAGGCUCCUUAUGGUGCCUGUUGCACAUGCGUGCAAACGCUCUAAUCCCACGUGCUGCUAUGUGAAGGACUGUCACCAGUUCAUUGCAUGCCAAAACAUAAAUAUCAAGGAAUUACUUCCUAAACAUACAUGGCAACCCCCUGUAUCCACUGCCUGCUCCAGCAUGUUCUGUCUAUUGACGUGAAGAAUUGGGUGCAUUUGCUUUCAGACAGUCCUUCGAGCGGCUUUAAAUAGAAUUUCUUGCACUCCCCCCCCUUUUUUUUUUUUCCCCUGAAGGAUGCACUAGGUUUGUACUUUCCUUUUAUCUGCUUGUUUAGAGGUGGAAGUCCAUUUGAGUCCUACACAAAUGGAGAUGCUGGCUUAAAAAAAGAAAAAAAUAAAAGCUUUCCAAAUUUAUUUAAAUAUAGCUACAAAGCGGCAUAUACAGCCCAGGAGCAUUUAAGACUUUAAAAUGGCAGAAGCUUUUGAGAAAUGGCAAUAGUAAGACUGGAGAUGCAGUUUUUCGUAGGAAAAUAUGAGAAAUUAAUGAACCAUGACUGAGCUGCACGUAAGUUUAUGCUGUGUUUUGGAUUUAUGGUGGGGGUUUUUUGUCUUUGAGCAAACGUCAAAGGGGAAUAACUCGUCUUGGUUAUUGUAGUGAUUCGUAAUUUUGUCUUUAUUAAAAGACUGAGAGUGUUUGUGAGUCAGCAUGGCUGCCCAGCCUUUGGAAAGGUCAGUCCGAAGAUGCACUUUUAAACGGUGAAUUCUGAAGCUACUGGGAUGGCUCAGUUUUCAUCUGUCUUAACCGCCCGUGAGCACCUGAGCCUGCCCCGAGGUGAGCACCCUCCACCCCGCCGCCUGCAGCAGAAGCGGAGCACUUCAUGAAAGAGGGCUCAGCCAGAGCAGAUGCUUAUCAGCCAGGUGUCAAACGGGAGAGAACCCGAUUUGUCUCUGAAAGGGCUUUUUAUAGAGAAGGGUACAUAAAGCAGCAAUCUGAUAGAAUAGGUCAAACCAGCUGCUGAAUCGAUGUAGGAGUCGCAGAGUAAAUUAUUGCUCGCAGUCCUCUUGUUGUGAUGACAUUGAGUUGAAGUACAGAAGGAACAGGUUUGUUCCGAUCGCAUAAUUUCCUUGUGCAUUUAAUUAAUGUGCAGUGCUCCCAGGGCCCAGCUGGUUUGGAACAGCUGGAGUUACAAUCCAAAGCCGAAACAGCAGAGCCAGACCAAGAUUUAUGCUGAAAUCCAUGCUAGCCCCAUUGGCCCUUCCGAGAGUUUGAACGCUAUGUGGGUCUGGCAGUGUCCUGAUGUCUGCAGUCUGGCACGGUCACAAAUACUCUGUUUUUCUUCAGAUCUGUAAAGUAUCACCUUAGGGAUCCUUUUCAUUACUUUGUGUGAAAGAUUUAUUAUGCGUAAUAAAAAAAAAAUUAAAACAGUAAA
Molecule: messenger RNA, 4891 nt
Organism: Aquila chrysaetos chrysaetos
Lineage: Eukaryota; Metazoa; Chordata; Aves; Accipitriformes; Accipitridae
Gene: DYM
Product: dymeclin
Exons: 19
Coding region: 194-2368 (724 amino acids)
Biological process (GO): Golgi organization
Cellular component (GO): Golgi apparatus
Source: RefSeq, a predicted model, not a curated record